This is a messenger RNA of Physella acuta, 1990 nucleotides long. RefSeq lists its product as uncharacterized. The record is from RefSeq and is a predicted model, not a curated record. Lineage: Eukaryota; Metazoa; Mollusca; Gastropoda; Physidae.
AUGUCCUCAUGUUUUGCCAACGUCAUGACUAACAUGCCACCGAAAUGUCUUGUUUUCCAGGCCUACACGUUCCUCUUCAUCAGCUCCAUGUGUAACCCUAUCAUCUACGCCUUCCGAUCUCCGGCUUUCCGUGAAGGCUACAAGGAGAUACUUUGUCAGACACCAAAUUACGUCAUCAGCGACGAUUGGCCAACGGUGCACCGGACAGGCGGAUAUCUGCAAGCGCUGACCAGCUACGUCGUGUUGACCACAAAGAGCUUAGCAUCUUCAAUGGACAUCCAGCUAACUUGGUGUAUCCUUACGCCACUGGCCAACACAGCUCCAGUGAUCUUUCUGAUGAGAGACUCUGAGCAAGUCUCCAGAACCAACAGGUUGUCAUCCAUCAUAUCAACUUUACGUCGUGGCAGUUCUGUCAGUUCAGGGCGUCGCAACACUGUCACAUCCAUGUAUGACGUCAAUAUCGAGCCCAUGAGUCCAUCAGAAGGCGGAGGGCGAUUCAAAGCAGCUCGUCAAAAAAGUUUAUUUAAAUUAUUGAGGUCAACUCGACAGUCCAACGCUCAAAGUGUUGUUCAUCGCAAUGGGGAUUUAAUUAUAAUGAAAGGUGGUAAAAUUGUAAGCGUCAGGCGAGGGACAGAGGGGAGAGAAGGCAGUCCAUUCUUAGACCGCAUGCAAAGACUGCAGGAGCAGGCAAAGAAAAGUGGGGAGAUAACUGCAGCGCUGGCAGGUCCAGGGCAGGUCAUGUUUGGGUUAAUGUGUGAGAGGAUCAAGAGCAGUGACGACCAGAUGAAGAGAAAAUCUGACAACGACAACAACAACGACAGCUUAUCGGAUGUCAGCGAUGACGUUUUUACAGAAAACUCAUCCAGUUUGGACAACCAGGAUGAUAAAGAAGAUGAAACUUGUAAUGGUCAUUCUGGUCCGAACUCUAAUUCACAUCAAAAUGGGAAAAUCAAACACACAAAUCACAAACGUAAAAGGAAACCUCGCAAGAAAUCUAAACCAGAGGCUGAGAAAAUAUCUAAUUCUCUGGACAUUGAAGCUGGUGUCUUAUCUACAAAUAAGGAUAUUGAAAAUAAAAAUGUCGAUAGUAAAAAUCAGGAAUUUAAUACAAUAGAAAAUUUAGUGGCAAAUAUUCAUAAGGAGUUUACAGAUUUCACAUCAGUUCAUAGACAAUCUGCUUUUGUCUGUGAAGAUAGUGAAAAGAAAAGACACAUCUCUAAUAGUACUGAGUCACUCAGGGAACUCUGCAGGUCAGCUCUGAGUAAAAAUUCAACAGGUAUUGUGAUAAAUGUUUCUGAGGAUAAUGAAAUCUUAAAUGUGAUGCCUUUAACUCCAAACACUAGGGAGCACUUGGCCAAGUCUGACAUGCAUCUUGACCAGGAUAGCACUGCAAGGCAUGGUCCACCUGGCGGGCAUGUGCCAUUCUGCAGUCAUGUGACUGAACACAACAGAUUACAGCCGUCAAAGCCUUUUCCUGUUUCUCAUAGCGCUAUCAACAUGUCCCGCCUGCAGCCUGCCAAGCCUUUACACUUGUCUCAGAGUUUUGACAAUCUCUCACGUCGACCUGCUCACAUGAGGCGGCUUCCCUCAGUCGAAUACCUGGAUCCACCUGUCCAUAUCUUCAGGUCUCACAGCAAUGUUCACAUGAGUACAGUAGCUGAGCAUGUCAGGUCCAGGUCUAAAUCUCCACAGUCAAGGUCACGGUCUAAGUCACCUGAUCACAAGGCAGGCACCAAAUCUUCAAACUUACGCUCACUUUCCCCAUUUCGAAGGAAGAAUAUCUCCAAUGAAAAUACAUUUCUUUAAACUAUGUUACUGUUAGUUUAGAGCAGGGGUCUCCAAACUUUUCAGUCCGAGGGCCGCAUUAACCAUCGAAUUUCAGUUCGGGGGCCAGUUUCUUCCAGGCAUGUCUUUGAUUUUUCUGGGCAAACUUCCUCAGCCAUCACCAACAAACGAUUUUUCCUUGGACAAAAAGAUUUCUGCGGGCCGG